This is a messenger RNA of Naegleria fowleri, 2289 nucleotides long. RefSeq lists its product as uncharacterized. The transcript has a single exon. NCBI's taxonomy places the organism in Eukaryota, Heterolobosea, Eutetramitea, Acrasida, Naegleriidae. Bases 1 to 2289 code for a protein of 762 amino acids. The record is from RefSeq and is a predicted model, not a curated record.
AUGGUCACCAACAAGUACUCGGUUCAAUUGGGUCGUGUGGACGAUCAAUGUUCAUCCUUGGUCCUGUCACUUGCCAAUCUUACACCACACUUUGAUCAACACAAAUCCAAGUCCCUCAUCAUUUGUUUAGACAAUUCCGGAUCCAUGUCAGGCUCUGGCAUUUCACAAGCAAAACAAGCCAUUCAAUCUCUUCUCCAACAAGUUCAGGGAUUUAAUGAACAAAUUAUUCUCAUCACUUUCAACAGUCAUGCCACUGUUUUAGACUUAUCUGGACAAUCAAUUUCAAAACAAAUGGAAUGUGUGGAAAGAAUUCAAGCUUGUGGUGGAACAAGUUUUUCAAGUGCCUUUCAAGCCAUGACAAAUUUAAGAACCUCUUCUUCUUUGACAACAACGUCUUCUCAACCACUUGGUGAAGAAGUGGCGAUUGUUUUUUUCACAGAUGGACAAGAUGGAGAAAGUGAAGAGAAGAGACAAGUAGACAUUCGACAAUUGACAGAUCGUUUGAAUGAAGUGUCCAAAUCAUUUGAAUUUCACACCAUUGGAUUCACGAGAGAGCAUGAUGUGCAAUUGUUGACAAGUAUUACACAGUUAGGUUCUUCUCAGGGCACUUUUCAGUAUGCAGAAUCUUCAUCGAGUAUUGCCACGUGUGUGGAGAAUUUGAUUGGUUUGGUAAGAACUCACUCCCUGUCAGGUGUCAUUAAGGUGGUUCGAGUGGAAAAUGACAGUUCAGAAGAAACUAUUUUUCAUAGUGAUAAGGUAUCCUUGGAAGAGACUGAAGAUGGAAUCAAGAUUACAUGUUUCUUAAAGAAUGGUUUGUUAUUCCAUUCUCAAUCAAUGUUGAAAUUUUAUUUAGAAAUUUCUGGACUCGCAGAAAGAAUUGAAACUCAAGUUCCUUCCUCACAUUCUGAUCUUUCACAAAGUGAACACAUCACCUUACAGAUCAAGUAUAUUGAAAAAAGACUUUUGGAUUAUGCUGUGGAAAUAUCUGCCAAGAAUUUUGACAAGAGUCAGCUGUCAGUCAUUCAUCAAGAAGGUCAACGUCUCGAAGAACGAUUAAUUGAAAUCACCAAAGAAAUUCAAAGCAUUAAGGAGAGAAUUCUAAGAAAGAAGCUCUUCACCAUUCGUGAAUCCACUCACAAUUCUCUCAGUAAUUUCAAUCAAGUGUUGGCAGAUGCCAUGAUUGGAAAUCUGUCAAAUGACAAAAUUGCUACUUUAAAUUCUCUCGCUUAUCGUUCCAUUACAAAACGUGGUUUUCAAAAGAAAUUGGAUCAGAGAGCUCAAGCCAAUGUUUCACUUUUUGAAAAAUCCGAACAAAUUGUUAACGAAUAUGUCAACUCUCUCAACUUCACACAGCUUCGACAAGAAUUUGAAUCAGAAGCAGAUCAAUUUGGAAAUUGUUUCAUCACUUGUUCAAAUUGGAUUGAUUUAUUAGAACAACAAGAUUGUCUUUGUUUGACCUUAAAUGUGGCACGUACACAAGCAUGUGUCAUGGAUCCUUCUCGAGUUCAAAUUUUGUCAAUUGGAACUUCCUUAAUGUCUGCAGAAUCCUAUUUAGAUUCAGUGUUGUAUUCAUUAGGAAAUUCGGAAAAUCAUGCUCAAGUCCAUGGUGGAAUUAAGGAUGUGGAAUUAAAGAAGCAAAAUCAAGAUGGACAAGUGACAGCAAGUAUUGUUUCUGGAACUGCAAGAGAAGCAAUAACAGGCGUGUUGCCAUUGUAUAUCAAUGAGAUACAUUGGAAGGUUGCCAAGGAAAAGAUGAAGUCAAUCAUGGGGUUUGUGGCAACUUUGGAUGUCAUGGGAUAUUCUUUCGAACAAAUCAAAACAGUUCCAUUUUUGGUAUUGACAAAAUUAUUGCAAGCUCAAAAGGAGGAACGUCAAUCUGAAUUUUACAAGUUCAAAUUUAAGCUUGUUUUGGAUACUUGUUUGAAAAUUUAUGAAGAAUACUCGGAGGAUGGCGAAGAAUCAGUCGUUAAGAUGUGUGAUGAAGUUGUGUCACUUGUCAAGAAUUAUAAUGCAAACCCAUUGACACGAACACUCGAUGUCAUUCCAAGUAAUGUGGUUCUUCUUUCACAGCUCUAUUGUGCCAUCCAAAAGGGAUAUUUCGACAUGAAUAGCAUUGACCACGAAUUGUUCUUUAAAAAUAUUGCUGAAGAAACUUUAAGAAGAUUUGGAAUUCCAGCGAUAGAUUCUAUUUCAGAUCAUCAAUUGUUGCAAUUACUGAACGUCAAUGUUGAAAAGGUCGUACAUGGUCAUGUAAACGAAUAUAAGAAUUAUCUGUCUCUGAUAGCGUAA